Molecule: messenger RNA, 801 nt
Organism: Symbiodinium sp. CCMP2456
Lineage: Eukaryota; Dinophyceae; Suessiales; Symbiodiniaceae
Source: the annotation of a GenBank genome assembly
AUGGGCAGUGGAGCCAGCACUCAUUUGCCCGAGUUGCAGACAGCCUCGGGGGAGGACCUCAAGCAGCUCUACACGGAGCUUUCGGAGGAGGCCAAGGCGAAUGUGAAGAAAGCGCUUGAGGCGGCGUCUAAGAAGGCCAAAAUUUUGAUCGUGACCACCUCUGCCUCCAAAAUGGGCGACCACGAAACGGGCGCAUGGAGUGAAGAGAUUACCGGGCCAUACUACACCUUUGUCGACAAGGGCUUCGAGGUGACCGUGUGCUCGAUCGCCGGUGGCGACAUCCCCAUCGACGCCGGCUCCUUGAGUGACCAGUUCAAGACCGAGAACGAUAAGAGGAUGAUCGAGCAGGGCAGCACAGCACUCAAGGCCACGAAGAAGAUGUCCGACAUGGACCCGGUAGCUUUCGACGCUUGCUUCUUCGCUGGGGGCCACGGCACAUGUGUGGACUUCCCAACUGACGAGGUGGGUGACUUCAUCACCAAGGCAGCCGCUGCCGGGAAAGUAGUCGCUGCAGUGUGCCACGGCCCCAUGUCCUUGGUGAAGGCCAAGGGUGCAGACGGAGAACCUCUGGUGAAAGGCAAGAAGGUGUGCGCCUUUACGGAUGUUGAGGAAGAGCAGGUAGGCCUCACCGGGAAGGUGCCCUUCCUCCUUGAGCAGAAGAUGAAAGAGCUCGGGGCAGAGGUUAAAGUCGGUGAUCCCUGGACCGACCAAGCGGUGCGAGACGGUAACCUAGUGACCGGCCAGAAUCCGCAGAGCUCGGUAUCAGUGGCCAAAUUGGUCGCUGAGGCCGUCGGCGCAUAA